This is a messenger RNA of Myripristis murdjan (pinecone soldierfish), 3397 nucleotides long. RefSeq names its product scaffold protein involved in DNA repair (gene spidr). The transcript is spliced from 20 exons. Bases 174 to 2987 code for a protein of 937 amino acids. Lineage: Eukaryota; Metazoa; Chordata; Actinopteri; Holocentriformes; Holocentridae. The record is from RefSeq and is a predicted model, not a curated record. Gene Ontology annotation, biological process: regulation of establishment of protein localization to chromosome; double-strand break repair via homologous recombination. Gene Ontology annotation, cellular component: nuclear chromosome; nucleoplasm.
ACAGCACCCGCGCUCAGACAGUUCACUGGUACUGGGUUUGUUUGGCUGCUAGCAAACAGCGUCAGGCAGAAGUUACACAAGGAUGGGAUAGCACAAUCUCAUUUGAAUGCGGAAAGUCGUGUCAACACGCACAAAACCCGAGUCACUCGCUCAAACAUAGUUUACUAGUCGCCAUGUCUGCUGUGAAGCGGAAAAGGUACUCAAAGGAUAUAAAGUGUAUUUUCUUUCCGGAUGAUGUCCAAAACGGUGUCAAAAAACUGGGGAGAGAGCCAUCCCUUUCAUCCACCUCUGCGGCCAAGUGUUGGGAGAGAUGCGGAGACAGUUUUUUGGCUAUAAAGAAUCUCAAAUCAUCAGGGAGGAAACUGUCUGCUGUAAGGAAGUUGGCACAGUCUCCCGCUUCAGUGCUGACCAAUGGGGAUCAGUGUAAUGAAGACCCAGUACACAUUGCAUGGAGCUCCAGUGACAGUGAUCAGUCUGACAGUGACAGCCAGAAGCAGCAUCCACCCCGACUUGUGGCACAGCAUCAACAAAGGCCUCAGAGACCAAGGAGAGCUUCAGCUCCCAUUCAGUCUUGCAGCAGCGCUCUGCCUAUGCUGAGCGAUGAUAAAGAGGGCGUUCCUGUUAUAGACGCAGACAGCGAUCUGAAUGACUCUGAGGGGGAGGAUGAAAAGGACGGUUGGCGACAAAUCUCAGACUGUGAGUCAGGAUCUUCUGAUGAAAAGCCAAAAGAUUUGCCCCCUAAACCUGCACAUAUGACCAAUGUGGAGAUCUCAGGCUAUGUGUCUGAUGGAGAGAACGCCGAUGACACAAUGACUCCGAGCCGACUGGACACCGAGAGCUUUCCUCAGCUGACUGGUGAGGGCAGCAAAAGGUCAGUCAGUGACUGGGUCAGAUUUGCUCAGGCAAUGCUGCAGACGCCUCAGAAACAGCUUGACAGAAAGCCCAAGACCCCAGAAGACUCUGCCAAAAAGAGAAGGAAAUUUCAAAGUGGAGGCCUGGCAGAGAGGCUGAAUCGACUCCAGUGCAGACAGAGGUCAGCUAUUAGCUUCUGGAGGCACCAGUCCAUCUCUGACACCUCGACAGCACCAGUGGACAGGCCAGGCGUGCUGGUGCUGGAGGUGCUGGAGGUUCAGGAGGAGUGCAGCAUGCAACUAGCUCGGUGUGAGCACCACCAGCCGCCCAGCACGGGUCAUCAACACCCCCACCCUCUCUCCGCCGCAAGAGCUUGUGUCCUGGUGUUGUUCAGCAAGGAAACUGCAGCCCAGCUGAUGCCUGCACCUGGAGACAUUAUCCACAUAUAUCAACCAUGGCAAAGUCUUUCUAUAGAAGGUGACAACUGCACCAUUAUUUUGAACACACACUUCAGCCAGAAGGUCUACUCCGCUUCCAAACUAGACAACGUAUCCAUUCCUAGAGCCGUUCUCCCGGCAGAGAAGAGCCUGCCAUACUCGUUGGCUAAAAUAUUUGGACUGCUGGAGGGGUACAACAUCACAGAGGAGGAGGAGGCCACUGCCAAACAGGUUUCUGCCCCUGCUCUCUUCAGUCUCGGAGCCCCAGGUGUGAUGAGCAGAUGCCGUCAGUCUCUCCUGGAAGCUAUCGAGAGCCUGGGCCAGGCCGGCUCUGUGGGGCAGGAUGUGGAGGUAGUGGUCCAAAGGGUUUACUCCAUCCCUGUGUCUGACUCCCCUGCUGGCUCCAUGCUCAAGCCCAGAGUUCCUUCCAAGCCCUCCUCAGCUCAUCCUGUGGAGAAAGGCAAAACCAGACUCUGUGUGCUUGUCCAGGAUGGCUAUGGCAUGUUCAGUGUGGUCCAGCUCCCCCUCCUGCCUUGCGAGGACAGCCUUCACCACUACAGCCAGAAGUGGCAGGGGAAGGCCUGCCUGCUGAGAAGUAUUAAAGUGGUGCAGCGGGUCACUCGGGAAAGGUGCACCAGGCUUUUCAGCUUGAUAGACAGUCUCUGGCCCCCAGUGAUGCCCCUUCGAGUGCAUGGAAACACACCUAGUUCAGAGACCAGACCUCCAGGGCCGGCUCCCAGUUUCUGCUAUCUGCUGUCUGGACAAGAGAGCUCUGUGGAGCCUGUAGAGGAACAGGCCGUAUCCCCACUCUACCUUCCCCCCACAAAACAAAACUUAAGAGAUAUACUGCAGAGUGACCUCAAAAGUCACCGCUGCAGUUUUGUCGCCACUGUUAUAUACAAGAGAAUGCAGAGUAGUGAUGUAGGCCAGAGUGAGGUUUGGUUGGUGUUGACAGACCCCAGUCUUCAGGAGGAGCAGCUCGAGGGGCCAAGGAAACGAACAGUGGCCUUGUGCGUGAGCACUUCCUGUGUGCUCACUUCCUCUGUCGUCAAAGCACUGAACUCCCCUGCCGCCUGUCGCUUGUCAUUCAGAGAUGCCAUCAAAGAACAUGGUGUUCUCCUGUGUGUGGAGCAGUCCGUUGUGCAGAUUCACCCUGUGGAAGCUGAGAGCAGUCUCGAGUCCACAGACGGACCAGAGUCACCUUCACAGUCGCUGGCCAAGCCCCAGGCCCAGGCCAAUGCCCUGCCCCAACCUGUGAGACUCGAUCCCCUGGGUCCUGAAACCAAAUCCAAGUCCCUCUGCACUCUCACAGGGGUGAUAGUUGGCGUGGAUCAGAACACGGCUUACUCUUGGCCUGCCUGCAAUCACUGUGGAAGCAGCCGCUUAGAGAUGUCAGUGCAAAGACCUGAAACCUUCCACUGUGUUUCUUGCAAUGCACUGGUGGAAAAGCCAAGCAUGAAGGUCCAACUUGAAGUGUUCCUGAGUUGCUCUUCACUCAGCAACUGCACUGUGAAAGUUAAGCUGCAGCAAAACACUAUUAUGUCCAUCCUAAACAUUGCAGCAUUUGAGGGUAAUGAGUUCCCAGGUUACGAGGUAGAGAAUGUCCUGGGGAAGGAGGUGGGCCCCCUCACAGUUUAUGUCAGAGUCGUCACCAGGAAACCCGCUCUCUGGAUUGGCCUGGAAGAAGUCUGUCUCUGAGGCCGUAAGCACGAGGAGCUGGUGUUAUCAAUCCUCAGGCCUCAGCUGGCUCCAAGGAUCUGCACACUAGGCCUUGGUCCGAGCCCAGUUCGGCCCCCCCUGUCAAGGCCUCUCGUCAGCCCCAGAGGCUGUGCUGAAGUGAAUAUGCUGGAGGAACACAAGGUCUUGUUUGUGUGUUAAUGAUAUGUGAUCCUGUGGACCAGGAGUUGACAGCCCAAGGGUAGACACUGCUAGAGCACCGUCUGUCAAACCAGCCCAUGUGGUUCAGCAACUUAGGUGACUCUACAAUUUGCCCAUUGGCUGUAAGCAGACUUAUUUGAAUGGUUUGAAAGCCUGUUUCAAGACAUCUACCUCUGUAUUUAGCACAUCUGAAUGGAUACUGUUGUCAAUAAAAAAAUAAGUGUUUAUGA